CGAACUUUGAAAAGGAUGAUCCAGAAGAAUUCCCCAAUCCAAUUUCACAGUACUUGUAGGAACUGAAAAUUUUUGACAGCUUCAAUUCACUCCUAGCAAGUCCCAAAUCAAACCCUAGAAACUGAAAUGCUUAUCCAAUCCGCCAUUUCACCCGCUCCGCAACACUUCCCACUUGCGUGGCACGGUUCCAUUGCCAUUCCAUCCAUUCGAACGCCCAAGCACCCUGCUUCCUGCUCGGUCCACGUCUAUGGAGCCGACCUGAAUAAGGAUCGGCUAAUACCAACAAGCCCCAAGUUCAGGCGCCACAAAUCCUUGCUUCAGAUACUUGGAAGGGAAACGAGAACUGGGUCAACCUUGAUUUCAACAGAUUUUGAGGACUUCUCAAGGGACCUUUCGAUUACCGAGGAUGUCAAAAAUGCAAAAAAAUCAUUAGUUUUACAUUCUUUACCAUGUGGAGCAAUCUUGUGGUUGGCAUCGGCCCAAGUGGUACAAGCUAGUGAAGAUGUCAAAAUGAAUGUGGUUUAUGAGAUUGGAGAGUUAUUUGAAUUGGGAAUCCAGCUAUCCUACCUGCUUUUGUUAUUGGGUUUGCUUGGAGUUGGAACCUUCUUUGUAAUUCGGCAAGUCCUUGUUCGCAGAGAACUUGACCUUUCUGCAAAAGAGUUGCAAGAGCAAGUGAGAAGUGGUGAUGCCAGUGCAACUGGACUUUUUGAACUUGGAGCUGUGAUGUUAAGGAGAAAAUUUUACCCCGCAGCUACAAAAUACUUGCUUCAGGCAAUCGAGAGAUGGGAUGGAGAUGAUCAAGAUCUUGCUCAAGUACACAACGCCCUUGGUGUGAGCUACGUCCGUGAUGGAAAACUUGAAAAGGGAAUCACCCAGUUUGAGACAGCCGUGAAGCUCCAACCUGGCUACGUCACUGCAUGGAACAACCUUGGAGACGCCUACGAGAAGAAGAAAGAACUGACGUCUGCUCUCAAGGCAUUUGAAGAAGUUCUGCUCUUUGAUCCCAACAAUAAGGUUGCACGGCCUCGACGAGAUGCAUUGAAGGAAAAAGUGCAGAUGUACAAAGGAGUUUCUGUCAAAUCAAAGCAAAGAUGAUCUAAACAAACCACUUGCACAUCUCGUAGACUGAUCUCGAGUCUUGUCCUUUAAUUCAUCUGGGAAAUCGCGCUUAAGUCGUUAGACUAUGGGAGCAAUUAUGCUGUAAAUUAUGCUGUAAUAUGGGAGCAAUAUUAGUCAUAUUGUGAUUCCCAACCAAAGGGAAGAAGAUUGUUUUCUUUGUGACGGCCGACGAAGGAAUAGGGGACUGUUUUUGAUUGACUUGGCUCAUAAUAGAGGCUUUUGAUCUGAUUUGAUUUGGUUUUCGGCAUUUUGUGUAGAAAGUAUAAAGUGUUCUGACGAAAUUUGGUUCGGAUGGAAUGGCAGAUUCUUCAGUCAACCACUUCCCGUCAUGGCAUGUGUCAUUCUUUUGUUAAAAUCCAAACAAAUGCUAUAAUAAUACGACAUUGAUGAUAGUUUUUA
This is a messenger RNA of Diospyros lotus (date-plum), 1518 nucleotides long. RefSeq names its product tetratricopeptide repeat domain-containing protein PYG7, chloroplastic. Bases 127 to 1095 code for a protein of 322 amino acids. The record is from RefSeq and is a predicted model, not a curated record. Gene Ontology annotation, molecular function: protein binding. NCBI's taxonomy places the organism in Eukaryota, Viridiplantae, Streptophyta, Magnoliopsida, Ericales, Ebenaceae. The transcript is spliced from 5 exons.